AUGGCUGGUAAAGGAGAAAGUCCGGCGAUCAGAAUCGAUCUUGGAACCACGUACUCUUGCGUCGAUGUGUGGCAACAUGAUCGAGUUGAGAUCAUUGCCAACGAUCAGGGCAACAGGACGACGUCGUCGUAUGUUGCUUUCACCGACUCUGAGCGCUUGAUCGGUGAUGCAGCUAAGAAUCAGGUCGCCAUGAACCCGAUUAACACCGUUUUUGAUGCUAAGCGUUUAAUUUGCCAAAGAUUUAGCGAUCCAUCGGUCCAUAGUGAUAUCAAGCUCUGGCUGUUUAAAGUUAUUGCCGGUCCUAGCGAUAAGCCAAUGAUUGUUGUAAACUACAAGGGUGAAGAGAAGCAGUUCUCUGCUGAAGAAAUCUCUUCUAUGGUGCUCAUAAAGAUGAAGGAGAUUGCUGAGGCGUAUCUCGACACAACAGUGAAGAAUGUCAUCGUCACUAUCCCGACUUACUUCAACGAUUCUCAGAGACAGGCCACCAAGGAUGCUGGUGUCAUUUCCGGCCUAAAUGUGAUGCGUAUUAUCAAUGAACCAACAGCUGCCGCCAUUGCUUAUGGUCUUGACAAGAAGUCGAGCAGCUCUAACACAAAUAAUUGUUAA
Messenger RNA from Cucumis melo (muskmelon), 606 nucleotides. Its product is annotated as heat shock cognate 70 kDa protein-like. Gene Ontology annotation, molecular function: ATP hydrolysis activity; ATP-dependent protein folding chaperone; misfolded protein binding. NCBI's taxonomy places the organism in Eukaryota, Viridiplantae, Streptophyta, Magnoliopsida, Cucurbitales, Cucurbitaceae. The transcript is spliced from 2 exons. The coding region runs from base 1 to 606 and encodes 201 amino acids. Gene Ontology annotation, cellular component: cytoplasm. Gene Ontology annotation, biological process: protein refolding; cellular response to unfolded protein. The record is from RefSeq and is a predicted model, not a curated record.